AUGUCUGUCGAUGCCCCAGCUGCCCGACACCCUGUCGGGGCCAUCGAAGUUGCGGAAGGGCCUGUCGACGAUUCGGAGUUUGAACCGAUUGAGUGGGAUGCCUCCUCCGCUGAUUCAGCUUCCUUGACGUCCAGUAUCCAUUCUCAUCAGUUCGAGUUUGGACGUCGCUAUCACAAUUAUCGUCAUGGAAGAUACCCACUGCCAAACGACGAGAGAGAGGCAAAUAGGGAGGAUAUGAAGCAUGCGAUGAUGCUUGAACUGACGGAUGGCAAGCUGUUCUACUCCCCGAUUGGAGAAAACCCUCACAAGAUCAUUGAUGUUGGUACCGGCACUGGUAUCUGGGCAAUCGAAGGCAUGUUGACACAACUUUUCGCGGAUGCAUUCCCUGCUGCAGAGAUCUUAGGCAUUGAUCUGUCUCCGAUGCAGCCGACAUGGAUUCCCCCAAACGUCAAAUUUCUUGUUGACGAUGCUGAAGACGACUGGCUCAGCGGCGAUAACUUUGACUUCGUUCAUCUUCGAUAUAUGAUUAGUUUCCUAAAGAAUAUUGAUAAAUUUAUCGGUCAAGCAUACAAUCAUAUGAAGCCUGGGGCCUGGAUUGAGUUUCAAGAGCUUCACAUGUAUCCACACUGUGAUGAUGGUACUGCAGGGGACAAUUGCCAGCUCACUGAGUUCUUUGACAUUGUUGUAUCGUCGUUUCUCCGCUUUGGAGCCAACUUUCACAAGGCAAGAGACUUCAGACAUCACCUUGAAGGGGCAGGUUUCAAGGAAAUUCGUUGCGAAGUCAAGAAGGUGCCCAUCGGAACUUGGGCAAAAGACGAGAUUCUAAGAUUGUGUGGCCUGUAUCUCAAGAAUGCCAUUAAAGACGUCUUACCAGCUAUGCAAAAGCCGUUUGAGGCGAACGGGCUUUCGCCAGUGGAGACGGAGGUUUGGAACGCGAUUGCAAGGAAGGAGAUUGAGGACAACAGCAAGCAUCGAUACUUUAACUUCUACUUCUGGUACGCUCAGAAACCGGAGGAUGCGCCCGAACGGGAUGGUGGACCGGAUUCCUCCGGAGGCGAGGAGGCUUGA
This is a messenger RNA of Colletotrichum aenigma, 1068 nucleotides long. RefSeq names its product Secondary metabolism regulator LAE1 (gene LAE1-3). The record is from RefSeq and is a predicted model, not a curated record. The coding region runs from base 1 to 1068 and encodes 355 amino acids. Lineage: Eukaryota; Fungi; Ascomycota; Sordariomycetes; Glomerellales; Glomerellaceae. Gene Ontology annotation, molecular function: methyltransferase activity. The transcript is spliced from 5 exons.